AUGCGAAAGGGGCCGCUCGAAGACCCGGAACACAUGCACGCACCGACCAAGGCGAGCUUGAAGGCGUGGUGGCAGUCGUUCACCUUUGCCCAGAAGAUGAAGAAAGACAGCGAGUCGGCGGCGUUGAACAAGGGCGAACCAGUGCACACCGUAUUCGGGAAACCGCUGAAAGAGAGCCUCAAGUACGCUAGCGUACAGAUAUCGACUGCGAACGCGAACGGAGAGCUCUACGUCUGGGGCUACAUCCCCGUCGUCGUUGCGAAAUGUGGGUUAUUUCUGAAAGAGAACGCUACGGAAGUCGAAGGCGUGUUUCGAGUCAACGGAUCGGCCAAACGGAUGAGAGAAUUGCAGGCUGCGUUUGAGACACCGCCACGAUACGGUAAAUCACUCGAUUGGAAACAGGAGACAUAUACCCCACACGAUGUAGCAAGUGUUUUCCGGAGAUACCUUACCCAGAUGCCCGAGCCAGUGAUACCACAUAAUCUAUACCACGAGUUCCGGGAUGCACUAGCCAAAAUACCAAACGACCAUAAUGAAGUUAUAUCGACGUACAAACGUCUCAUACGCUCAAUGCCGCGGGCAAACCAAUACUUGCUACUAUAUGUGUUGGAUUUACUCUCGGUGUUCGCUAGAAAGUCCGAUAAGAAUAGGAUGACUGCUACAAACCUCGCUGUUAUAUUCCGUCCUGGUAUAAUAUCACAUCCAACACACGAGAUGUUACCGAACGAACAUCACCUCACACAGAAGGUGCUAGAAUUCUUGAUUGAACACCAAGACUGGUUCAUGUUGGACAUACCGCCACCGCCACAAGGUCCUGAGGUAGAUGGUCGUGGAGGUACGGGCGCUGGAUCAGGAGGAAGUCAACCAAACUCGGUAUCGAGAACGGGUUUUGGCGGCCGUCGGCCGGGCGACGGUGGCGGGGGAGAUGGGCAUGGGAUGUUAGGUUCUGGCUCUGGGGCAGAAGUCGACGAUCAUGAUCUCCACAUCAUCCCAAGUUCGGAUGAAGAGCGCGAUCAUACAUCGUCUGUCAGUGGUGGUUGGAAGUUGAUUGUUAGGGGGGGAAGAGGGGGGAAAGAGGGCCAGGGAAAGGUGCAUCGUCGACGGACGUUGGCCUCGCCCACGACGCCUACGCGGCCCCUGAGCGCGCGGAGAGAUCGAGGUGACGGCGGUGUCUUGCAGGAAGAGAGUUUGACGCCUCCAGGAGGGAGCCCAGGAGUCGACGACGGUGGGCUGUCUCCUGUGGCAGAAAGUCCUACAGGGGAACGGGGAUUCGGAUUUGCGGGGGCACUCGGUGUGUCGAGAAGUAGAACCCUGCCAACAGGGCGGAGGCGAGGUCCAGGUGAGGACGGCGGUGGCUCGAGAGGUUUGGAGAAAGGGUCGGAGAAGGACAGGGCGAGAGUGUUGAGGAAACAGAAGCGGGCUUCGUCUUCUCAGUCCAGGGUUCCUACGACAGGCGCCCUGCAGAUAGAUACGAGUCACAGUGCAGGGCGGUAA
Messenger RNA from Pleurotus ostreatus (oyster mushroom), 1494 nucleotides. RefSeq lists its product as uncharacterized. Gene Ontology annotation, cellular component: cell cortex. The transcript is spliced from 9 exons. The record is from RefSeq and is a predicted model, not a curated record. The coding region runs from base 1 to 1494 and encodes 497 amino acids. Gene Ontology annotation, molecular function: GTPase activator activity. NCBI's taxonomy places the organism in Eukaryota, Fungi, Basidiomycota, Agaricomycetes, Agaricales, Pleurotaceae. Gene Ontology annotation, biological process: signal transduction; activation of GTPase activity; regulation of fungal-type cell wall organization.